AUGAGUAGUGAGAAUAACGAUUACCGCUGCGUGCCUCCCGGGACAAAGAUCUUGAAUUUUCGUCGACAAAGCUUCAUCUCUGAUUUCAGUGACGAUGUAGGCUUGAAUCGUGGCCAUCCAAGGGAAAAAUACCACUUAUCAUCUCCAGGGAUAAAUCCUGAUGUUUCUAGGACUACUAUGAACAUCCUACACCAUUCUGGAGGAUAUUCAAAUAUUUCUGUUGGGGCGUCUCGGGAUAGUUCUCUGAAAUACAACACGAGUGGCUCAUCCUCUCCGAGCUAUCGCUCAGCAGGAAGUAUGAUUUCCGUCGACGGAUUUCUGAAGACACCAGAACAUAAAAUCUUUGAUUUAUCAAGGAGAAGGAUUUCCCCACACUGGUCAGUUGGGAAGCAGGUGAAGAGCAAUACUCCAAGUCCAUUUGAACUUUCUCCUGGUGAAAUGGAAUACCCCGACGAAUAUGUGCCAUCUCCCAAACGCUGGCCUUCUCCUGUGUCUGAUACGGCCUGGGUCUCCAACAAGAAUGAUUCUCUUCGAAUAAGGGUGCAAAAAGCGAAUUUUUCAGAUUAUAUGGCAUCCUCUGACAGAAUGUUUGUUACCGAUGAUACAGGGAACACCCUAAUCAUGGGAAUCACUGAAUCAACUCAGGCAAAAACAAACAAUGUUCAACACGUUGGCUGUCAAGCUGAAGAUUGUAUUUCAGCACUUUCUCAAAAACUCGAGAGGAAACUGUUUGCUUCUGACCUUCGGGAUAAAUUAUCUGCCGAUUUGAGAACAAUAUCGAUGUCUGAUCAUGGUGCUGCCCAAAAACCGGACAAUCUAUUGCCUGCUGAAUUUAACAAAGAGACAUCCAUGACAAUUGGGUGGAAUCGUAAAUACAAGGAUUUAAUUGCUGAAAUGAAACUGAAAGGGUCAAUUGGAAAAAAAGAAGGCGAAGACCAAUCGAAAUCUGAGAACUUUAGACCCGUGAUGGUUAAUGAUCCGCACUGGAUGGAUAGUCCACGCCUUGAACCGCUCGAACGGCCGCGCCUUAAUAAGUUACAGAGAUGGGGACUGGCACAUCGUACAUCAAGAGCUAAUCUUCUUGACCCAAGCCCAGAAGUGGUCGGACCACGAAGCAUAACGCCCACACCGAACGAGUUUCAGCUCCUUCAAGGAUCGUCUGCCACUUUAAAACAGGAUUGCAAUUUUGGCAAUCUUGAGAUGUCGCCAGGGAAGGGAGAAGUCCCAUCUGACUCUGAGGAUAGUGAUUGCUGUAAACAUUGGGAAGGAUUUGAUGACGCUUACGAUAUCUCUGACCCUAUAAGCCCACAACAAACAGGUGAUGAAGAGGAUAAAUGGAAGCUUUCUAUGGGGAAAUGGGCCGAAAAAGGUGUAGAGGUUAUGAAGCCAGUGAACGAAGAAGGGCGGGAUGAUGGUAGCAUGCUGUCGUCGCCUUGUUCAACGAGAGCUGUCCGCUGGCCCUCCCCCAUAUCUCAAUCCUCUGAUAGAGAAUAUCUUCUCCGGGAUUCUCCCGUUUCUGAGAAUGAUAGUGCGGACUAUCCCUACCAUCUAGGCGCAGAAGAUACAGGACCAAGGACACCGUCUCCAUUGCUUCCCUUGCUAACAUCAGAGAAAACUGAUAUUUUGGAGGAUAGCAAGAAGGACAAUGUCCCGUUUGAAGAGACUUCGAAUCGGCUUUUCCCUCGCCGCAUGGCUAGAGCCUCCAGAAAUCCUAUCACUUCUCCAGGUGUAGCCUCUCCACCACGCCCCCUGCCUGUGAAACUUAUCAGGAUGUUUGAAGACUUGAGCAAGCCAUUGCCUAUUAGUCCUCGAUCUAGUUCUAUCAACUACUCACCGGAGAGAGGUUAUUCUUCCCCGGAAAAAUGCGAGGGUAGCCGUGUGCAAGAGCCUAAAGUGUCAACCCCCGAGAUUGGUAACGCUAUUGGAGCUGUUAGCUCUAAGGAAAUGGGGAAGUCCCUCUCAUCAACUCCCAAAGCUUCUGAUGAUGGGCUCAAUGAAUGCUUUUAA
Morchella sextelata is the source of this 2007-nucleotide messenger RNA. RefSeq lists its product as uncharacterized. The record is from RefSeq and is a predicted model, not a curated record. The coding region runs from base 1 to 2007 and encodes 668 amino acids. The transcript is spliced from 2 exons. Lineage: Eukaryota; Fungi; Ascomycota; Pezizomycetes; Pezizales; Morchellaceae.